Molecule: messenger RNA, 987 nt
Organism: Medicago truncatula (barrel medic)
Lineage: Eukaryota; Viridiplantae; Streptophyta; Magnoliopsida; Fabales; Fabaceae
Product: vacuolar iron transporter homolog 2
Exons: 1
Coding region: 77-730 (217 amino acids)
Biological process (GO): intracellular manganese ion homeostasis
Molecular function (GO): manganese ion transmembrane transporter activity
Source: RefSeq, a predicted model, not a curated record
CUCCUUUCCAUUCCAUCUUUCUCUUAUUUUCUUAUAACCUUCCUCUUCAAUUAUCUUUAUCAUAUUAUUAUUUUUCAUGGCAUCAAAUAAUUCAUCCCUUAACCAAACAAAAUUUGUACAUCAAAACAAUGACCACCAUGACCAACAAAAUGCAACACUAGAGAUCGAAAGCGAUGAAUUUGAUUACUCAAAAAGAUCACAAUGGCUACGUGCCGCAGUUUUAGGAGCUAAUGAUGGAUUAGUUUCAACAGCAUCACUAAUGAUGGGUGUAGGAGCAGUGAAACAAGACAUAAAAGCCAUGAUCUUGUCAGGUUUUGCUGGACUUGUAGCUGGUGCAUGUAGCAUGGCAAUAGGUGAGUUUGUAUCUGUUUAUUCACAACUUGACAUUGAAAUUGCUCAAUUAAAAAGAGACAAUAUUGAAAGAGGUAAUAAUAUUGAAGAGAAAGAAAGUUUGCCAAAUCCUUUACAAGCAGCAGCAGCUUCAGCUUUAGCAUUUUCAAUUGGUGCAAUGGUGCCACUACUUGCAGCAUCUUUCAUUAAAGAUUAUAAGGUAAGGGUAGGUGUUGUUUUGGGAGCAGUUAGUUUUGCUUUGGUUGUGUUUGGUUGGUUGGGUGCAGUGUUGGGUAAGGCUCCAGUUUUAAGGUCUUGUUUGAGGGUCUUGCUUGGAGGUUGGAUUGCUAUGGCCAUAACUUUUGGACUAACCAAGUUGAUUGGGUCAAGUGGGCUUUAGAUUUUUAAUUAUAUUAUGUUAAUUAAGUGAACUAAUUAAUGAGAUUUAAUUAUCUCACUUCUCUUACUAAGCUCUCCUCAUCUUUUUGGAAGAAUUGAGGUAAGAGUUAUAUAGAAGAAAGUUGGCUUUGUAUAAUAAUACAUAUAUAUAAAUGGAAGUGAUGUUGUCAAAACCUUUUACAUUCAUGCAAAUAUAUAUGGUCAAAAGUUUGUGUAUACCUUUUUUAUUAUUAAGAAAAAGGUGUAACUUUUGUACGA